Molecule: messenger RNA, 2994 nt
Organism: Aureobasidium musti
Lineage: Eukaryota; Fungi; Ascomycota; Dothideomycetes; Dothideales; Saccotheciaceae
Source: the annotation of a GenBank genome assembly
AUGCGCGACCCGGCCGCAUACCAGACGGUAUUGCAGUCUCCAGUCGGCUUGCAUUACCUCGGCGUUUCGAGCCAUCCCAGUCAGCGCCAGCCACUAUGCCGCAACGCUGAAGGAUGGGGUCCUAUCAGCCCUUUUCGCUAUGACUUUACGCCCUGCUUCCUCGAUGUCUGGAUAGCUUCCGUCUCUGUCUUUGGCCUCGUCUUCGGAGCCGGUGCAGUCUAUUACCUGUUGAAGAAAUGCAGUCCUCAGCCCGUCAAGCAAGACUGGCACUUUUACACAAAGUUGUCCAUCCUCGCCGCUCUUUGCGCCACCACCAUCCUUCAAGCUGUCUUUCAGAUCAUCAACUUUGGCAGCGUCUGGGCUGGCGACUUCCGUUUCUGGGCCAGCGUCUUGAAUCUCGCCUCUAUUGUCGUCAUCUUCUACAUCCAGUACAUUGAACACUGGCGAUCCCGUCAGGCCAAUGGAGUCGUCCUGGUAUUCUGGCUGUUGCUUCUCAUUGCAUACGCUGUCAAAAUGCGUUCUCUAGUCUCGCAGCAACUAUAUCGCACCGAACUCCCCUAUUUUGUCACCUUUGCCGUCAGUGUCGCCUUGGCUGCUCUCGAAUUUGGCCUCGAGUGGCUCGUGCCCAAACGUUUGAGCGACUACGAUGCUCUUGGGGAUGAAGAUGAGUGUCCAAUGGAGUACGCCAAUAUCUUCUCCAUUCUGACCUUCUCCUGGAUGACUCCAAUGAUGAAAUAUGGCUACAAGAAUUUCUUGACCCAGGAUGAGUUAUGGAACCUUCGUAAANGAGAUACAACCUCUGCAACCACCCAAGCCUUCAACGAUGCGUGGGAGCAAGAGCUGGAAAAGAAGAAGCCAAGUCUAUGGAUCGCCCUGGCUCGUGGCUUUGGUGGUCCAUACGUCCGUGGUGCAAUGAUCAAGACCAUCUCCGACGUCUUGGCCUUUGUUCAGCCUCAACUUUUGCGUCUUCUCAUCUCAUUCGUUGAUUCCUACCGUACCGAAAAUCCUCAGCCUCCUAUUCGUGGAGCCGCUAUCGCUCUUUCCAUGUUUGCUGUAUCCGUCUCCCAGACGCUUGCCCUGCAUCAGUACUUCCAGAGAGCCUUUGAGACUGGCAUGCGUAUUCGUUCAUCAUUGACAGCCGCAAUUUACCACAAGUCGAUGCGCCUCUCGAACGAGGGCAGAUCAUCAAAGUCCACUGGAGAUAUUGUCAACUACAUGGCCGUCGAUACGCAGCGUUUGCAAGAUCUUGCCCAGUAUGGUAUGCAACUGUGGUCUGCGCCUUUCCAGAUCACGCUGUGUAUGAUCUCGCUCUACCAGCUUGUAGGACUGAGUAUGUUCGCUGGUGUUGGUGCUAUGAUUGCCAUGAUCCCCAUCAACGGCGUGAUUGCACGUAUCUCCAAGAACUUGCAAAAGAAGCAGAUGAAGAACAAGGAUUCGAGAACACGUUUGAUGACCGAGAUUCUGAGUAACAUGAAGUCAAUCAAGCUUUACGCCUGGACUACUGCCUUCAUGAACAAGCUGAACUACAUCCGUAACGACUUGGAGCUGAACACUCUUCGCAAGAUUGGUGCAUCUAUGGCUCUGGCCAACUUUACCUGGUCAACUACACCUUUCUUCGUGUCUUGUUCGACAUUUGCGGUCUUCGUCCUCACAGGCAACAGAGCACUUACAACAGACAUUGUGUUCCCCGCACUGACACUUUUCAACCUCCUUACCUUCCCCUUGGCCAUCUUGCCCAUGGUAAUCACUUCCAUCAUCGAAGCAAGCGUCGCUGUCAACCGCCUGACAGAUUUCUUUGUCGCGCCUGAGCUGCAACGUGACGCUGUGCUCAAGUAUGAUGCGGUCACCGAGCGUGGCGAGGAAGCAGUUCGCAUCAGGGAUGCGACGUUUACCUGGAAUAGCAACGACUCUCGCAAUGCUCUUGAGAACAUCUCCUUCUCCGCUCACAAAGGCGAGCUCUCUUGUGUUGUUGGCCGUGUUGGCGCCGGAAAGUCUUCCUUCCUACAGACCCUCCUGGGUGACCUCUACAAAAUCAAGGGUGAGGUUGUCUUGCGUGGAAAGGUGGCCUAUGUUGCUCAAUCUCCGUGGGUUAUGAAUGCCAGCGUUAGGGAGAAUAUUGUUUUCGGUUACCGUUGGGAUCCUCAGUUCUACGAAAAGACUGUUCAUGCUUGCGCUUUGAAGGAAGACUUUGCAUCGCUGCCAGAUGGCGACCAAACCGAGGUCGGCGAGCGCGGCAUUUCCUUGUCUGGUGGACAGAAAGCUCGUCUGACACUGGCCCGAGCUGUCUACGCUAGAGCAGAUGUUUACCUUCUCGACGAUGUCCUGUCGGCCGUUGAUCAACACGUGGGAAGACAUUUGAUCGACAAUGUCCUGGGUCCCAAUGGUCUCCUCAAUGGAAGAACGAGAAUUUUGGCUACAAAUUCUCUACCUGUCUUGAUGGAAGCAAACUAUAUUGUUCUUCUGCGUGAAGGUCGCAUCUUGGAACGUGGUACUUACGAACAACUCAUGGCUAUGAAGGGAGAGAUCUCUCAACUCAUCAAGACUGCUAGCAAUGAAGAGUCACAGAGCGAGUCGCAGAGCGAGACGCCAGAUAGUGACGACUCGGCCACUGUUUUCGAGAGUGAUCCCAACUCCGCGCAAGGCGAACUUGAGAUCACGGAAGCUGAGGAAGGCGAGACUCAACUUGCUCCCAUCAACACUGGUGGUGGUCGCCCAGCCCGCAGAGCAAGUGGUCUUUCCUUACGUCGUGCGAGUACUGCAAGCUUUGCUGGGCCUCGGGGUAAGCUCACAGACGAGGAAGGCACUGCCGGUCUCAAGAGCAAGCAAAACAAGGAAUUCUCCGAGCAGGGUAAGGUCAAGUGGUCUGUCUACUCAGAAUAUGCCAAGACCAGCAAUUUGGUUGCUGUCGCCAUUUACAUCAUCACCUUGGUCGGGGCUCAGACCGCUCAGAUUGGUAAGUGUGUUCCUGGUUGCGCCAAAGAAACGCCUAUCUAA